CAUGCGCACAGAGCAUCGAAAUGGCGGCCAGGUCCUACGAAAAGUACUGAGAUCUGCUUCAAUUUCGACAAAUUUGCCAAGGUUUGGGCCUCAGUGAGUGUUGUGCAGUAUUGUGUCAGAGUUCCUGAACCGCAGUAGCCGAUGAUCAGCAUGGGCAGGACUGCGCUGAAAGAUGGGAAAGACAGUAAGAAGGAGAAGGCAGGCAGGAGUACUCCUGUCAACACAGGUCCUGCACCAGUGAAAGCCCCCGAGUCUUUCUCAUGGGAGGAAUAUUUGAAGGAGACGUCGUCUACACCUGCCCCUGCCAGCUGCUUCAGACAGUCUCGCAUCCCUCCCUCAAACGACUUCAAGGCUGGUAUGAAGCUGGAGGCUCGCGACCCUCGGAACUCCACUUCCGUCUGCAUCGCCACAGUGAUGGGCAUGACGGGCAUCAGGCUCCGUCUGCGCCUCGAUGGUAGUGACAACACCAACGACUUCUGGAGAUUGGUCGACUCCGCAGACAUCCAACCAAUAGGAACCUGUGAGAAGAAUGGAGACAUGCUGCAGCCUCCUCUGGGCUUCAGGAUGAAUGCCUCCUCAUGGCCCAUGUUCUUGCUGAGGACAUUGAAUGGGGCUGAAAUAGCCCCAGGUUCAGCAUUCAAGAAGGAACCUCCGAGGCCUCCUCAGAAUGGAUUUAAGCCAGGCAUGAAGCUAGAAGCAGUGGAUAAAAAGAACCCGUACCUCAUCUGCCCCGCCACCAUCGGGGAGGUGAAGGGUGACGAGGUGUUUGUGAUGUUUGAUGGCUGGAGGGGGGCGUUCGAUUACUGGUGCCGUUACGACUCCAGAGACAUCUUUCCUGUGGGCUGGUGUGCAGUGACCAAACACAGCCUGCAGCCGCCUGGAAACAGUAUCACUCUCCCAAAGCCGCUGCCUGCCCCUUCCUCAUCCUUCUCGUCUUCCUCACUGUCAAAGCCCACCCGCCGCUCCAUGCAGUCUUCAUACCGCCUGCCGACGCCCCUGCCCCCGCUGCCCGUAAGGAAGGGGGUGAGGGGCCGGCGACCCAAAAGCGAGACCAUCGCCCUCCUGAAGGCUCUCGCAGCAUCUGCUGCCGCCGCCCAGAACGCAGCCGGACCUCAGCUGGAAUCGGCCGAGCCCACAUCACCGCUCACCCCACGGCCACACAAGAAGAGAGGACCCAAACCAGGCAGCAAGAGGAAGCCUAAAAUCCUACAGAGCCCCCUGUCAGCAUCAGCAGGGUCAGACUGCAGACUGCCCCCAACCCAGCAGCUCAGAGACGGCAUGUCCCCGCUGAGCUCCCCCUCCUCUGUGGUGUCCACUGUGUGUGUGUAUGUGAAUAAACACGGGAACUGUGGGCCCCACCUGGACCGUAAGCAGGUGCAGCGGCUGCCGGAUCAUUUCGGGCCAGAGGCGGUGAACCUGGUGUUACAGCAGACAGUGCAGGCGUGUCUUGACUGUGCCUAUCAGCCCAAAGUGCUGCUGGGCUGCCUGCAGAACCAGCCCGAAGGCGGAGAGGUCGUCCGAGUGCGGACGGAUGGUGGAACGCGGAUGGUGAAGCUGCCGUCUGCGUCCAGCGCUGCGUUCGUCCUGCGUUUCCUGGAGAUGGUGUGUCGGCACCUGCAGUGUGACAACCUAUUCAGCAGCCAGCCCUUCAGCCCCUGCAGCAGCUACGAACGCAGCAAGUCAGUGAAAGAGGAGUUGUCAGAGGCUCCAGCGCUGAACAGAGGAGUGAAAAGAAUCUCCAGAGACUCUCCGCCAUACUCCGCUCCGCUCUCACCCAAAUUGCUGCGUACAGAUACACACCCCUCAGAAGCUGAGACUUUGCCUCCAGAAGAGAACGGUUUAUUGAAGGAGCAGCGCUUCAUGGACUCCGCCUCUAACUCCAUGACGCCCCGUCCACAGACCUUAAGAAGCACAUCAGAAUACCAGUCCCAGCCUAGCAGUCCGUAUUACCAUGGCAACGGUCCUCCUCUGCGUCGCCAUGCCUCCAACCCCACUGCACGCACCCACAGAAGAGUAGAAGCAGCAAGCUCCACUACAGGUCCUGAUGCAGCAGCAGCAGAGUGUGAAACUCCCAGAAGCACCAGCAGCAGAAGUCCUUCUUCAUGGUCCAUAGAGGAAGUGAUGCAGUUUGUACGAGAUGCAGACCCCACAGCCUUGGCCCCUCACGCAGAGCUCUUCAGAAAACACGAGAUAGACGGGAAAGCUCUGAUGCUGCUGAGGAGCGACAUGGUGAUGAAGUACAUGGGCCUGAAGCUCGGCCCCGCUCUCAAACUGUGCUACCACAUCGAGAGACUCAAACAGGGCAAACAAUGAAGACUUACAGUGCUGGAUUACAUACCGUCAGUGCUGGAUUAUAUAGAGUGUACUGGAUUAUACAUGCAGUACAGAACAUUGCACAGUACUGGAUUAGAUUGGCAGUACUGGAUUAGACUGACAGUAUUGGGUUCAAUUAUGUAGUACUGGAUUAAAUACAUGCAGCGCUGGAUUCUAUACAUAAACAGGUCUGGGAUGAAGACGCAGUGCUGGGUCAGAUUAGAGGUACUGGAAUAGAUUUACAGUACUGGAUGAGUGACUGAGUACCAAACUAAACACUUAGUCAUGCGUGUGUACUGCUUUUCAUCCAAACUACCAAACAGUGCUGCAGCCAGACAAAGAGGGGCUUCACACUGGGGGCUUAUGAACGCCAACAGACUCCAUGUGCACAUCAGGAGGAGUAAACUUCAGGAGGAUAGAGCGUGCAGACGCAACAGACUGACCGUUAAUGCAGUGUACAGAGAGCCACACAGCUAUAGAGAGAAAGAUAGAGGGCAAAAAAAGAGAGAAAAAGGGUCCUAGGCAGCAAUAAUGUCCUGAACACACUACCUACCACUAGAGCUGAGCAGAGCAGAGACUGGACAAGUAAAGCAAGGAAUGGAGUGAUGGUGAAAUGGACAAAUGCCUCUCCCUUAUGAGUGUCAGUUUAUUGUCGCUAUCAAAUCGAAACCUCUUUUUUAUUUAUAUCGUUCCAAAAUUGCAGCUACCUUUUACACAAUAUCAACAUAUGGCAAACUGACAUUCACGUACAUUAAAGCAUAAAUCUGGGGAUGCACCGAUACCACUUUUUCUCUUCAGAUACCGCUACCUGAUCAAGUGUCUGCUGGUACGGUGUACAGAUACUGUCUAUGACUAACCUGAUAGUUGCCAAUAAAUCCAGAUAUUUAUACAAUUCCAUUUUUAAAUAUUAUAUUUUGGUAGUCGCAGUGUCAUGUUGCAAAAACAAGAUGAUAAGCUUGACUAGAUGGCAUUUACUGGCUGGAUAACUUCAUGCUACAGAAAGUCAGUGUUCUCGUUGGCAUAUGUAAUAUAUAUAUAU
Molecule: messenger RNA, 3352 nt
Organism: Pygocentrus nattereri (red-bellied piranha)
Lineage: Eukaryota; Metazoa; Chordata; Actinopteri; Characiformes; Serrasalmidae
Product: Scm polycomb group protein like 2
Exons: 15
Coding region: 142-2313 (723 amino acids)
Biological process (GO): regulation of DNA-templated transcription
Cellular component (GO): nucleus
Molecular function (GO): protein binding
Source: RefSeq, a predicted model, not a curated record